GAGACGGCAACUUAGCCCACACAACUAAAACUAAGCCAUUCAUAUCAAUUGACAAUGUCUUGGGGUGGAUUCAAGAAAGCAGUGACCAGAGCUGGUCAAUCAAUUACAGUCAAAGAUGUGGAUAAAACCAUGGACAAGGAUUUCGACAUAGAAGAAAGAAGAUACAAGGUAUUGAAAACUGCCGGUACAAACUUACAAAAGGCAGUCAAGGGAUAUUUAGACUCUUUACGUGCUGUUACUGCCUCACAAGUUACAAUUGCUGAGAUUGUUUCCAAUUUAUAUGAAGAAUCCAAGCAAGGGCCUGGUCAAAAUAACAAUAUUGGAACUUAUUAUAUGCAAUGUGUUCGGGAAUUUGAUGAAGAAACGGUUAAACAAUUGGAUGGUCCAUUUAGAGAAACUGUAUUAGAUCCAAUUACUAAAUUUGCAAAUUAUUUCCUUGAAAUUGAUGAGGCAAUUAAGAAACGAGCUCAUAAAAAGAUUGAUUACGACCAAUGCAAGGCUAAAGUUAGAAGAUUAAUCGAUAAACCUUCAAAAGAUGCCGGUAAGUUACCAAGAGUUCAAAAGGAAUUGCAAGUUGCCAAGGAAAUUUAUGAAGAUUUGAACGAACAAUUAAAGAGCGAGUUACCACAAUUAAUUGCAUUAAGAGUUCCAUACUUGGAUCCUUCAUUUGAAAGUGUGGUUAAAAUUCAAUUGAGAUUCUGUACUGAAGGAUAUUCUAGACUUGCUCAAAUACAACAGUAUUUAGAUCCUGCAUCCAGAGACGAAUAUGCCAAUGGUUUAUUAGAUGGUAAGAUUGAUGAUAUGAUUGUCCAAAUGAAUGGAUUGAAUAUAACAUCAUUAGGUAAGAAAUAAUAGUAUAAAUAUAUAAAGUGUAGUAAACAAGCGAUGUGGUAUCCCGCCUUUGAUCCGACGCAAAUCCGGUUAAGAUUUCAGAAACAUUUUUUUUUCAGUCACAAAAUAGUUGGAUUUAAGCACGGUUAUUGUCUUGCCCAAAUUAAUAGAACAUUUUGCCCC
Messenger RNA from Spathaspora passalidarum NRRL Y-27907, 1014 nucleotides. It is a transcript of the gene RVS161, whose product is annotated as amphiphysin-like protein. NCBI's taxonomy places the organism in Eukaryota, Fungi, Ascomycota, Pichiomycetes, Serinales, Debaryomycetaceae. The coding region runs from base 55 to 852 and encodes 265 amino acids. Gene Ontology annotation, molecular function: lipid binding; protein binding. Gene Ontology annotation, biological process: endocytosis; actin cortical patch localization; plasma membrane tubulation. The record is from RefSeq and is a predicted model, not a curated record. The transcript has a single exon. Gene Ontology annotation, cellular component: Rvs161p-Rvs167p complex; mating projection tip; actin cortical patch.